Messenger RNA from Lottia gigantea (owl limpet), 231 nucleotides. RefSeq lists its product as hypothetical. The transcript has a single exon. Bases 1 to 231 code for a protein of 76 amino acids. The record is from RefSeq and is a predicted model, not a curated record. Gene Ontology annotation, biological process: mitotic cell cycle; microtubule cytoskeleton organization. Gene Ontology annotation, cellular component: microtubule; cytoplasm. Gene Ontology annotation, molecular function: GTP binding; structural constituent of cytoskeleton. NCBI's taxonomy places the organism in Eukaryota, Metazoa, Mollusca, Gastropoda, Lottiidae.
AUGUUGAGUAACACCACUGCUAUUGCUGAAGCUUGGGCUCGUCUUGAUCAUAAAUUUGAUCUGAUGUAUGCUAAGAGAGCUUUCGUUCACUGGUAUGUUGGUGAAGGUAUGGAAGAAGGUGAAUUCUCUGAAGCUAGAGAAGAUUUAGCUGCUCUAGAGAAAGAUUAUGAAGAAGUUGGAGUUGAUUCUGUUGAAGGUGAAGGAGAAGAAGGAGAGGGAGAAGAAUAUUAA